UGACUAUUCAUCCCACAUUACGACAGAAUGCUGUCUCAGAGGUCAAAAUUAAACUUCAUAAUAAUCGUCAGUCUAUGCAUAGUCAAUAUUUUGAUGACUGAAUCAUUCUUUCAUUCGCUCCCAAUGGCAGUUAAUGAUAAGGGAGGUGUCACUGUCAAUUUUGACGGGAUAAUAUUCACUUUGGACUCUGGCUUUACUUUGACUGUUAACGAUAAUGACUGCAAAUACAAGGUUGACUUGACACCACCAGAGGGAGAUGAGCUGACAAGCAAACAAGGGACUCGUAAUGGUUCUAUACAUUGUAAAAGCUGGAGCAAGACCACGUAAUCAAAGCUAGAAUGCAGCUGUGCAAAACACCAUUGGAGAUGUAGCAAAAUGACAAAGUCAGGCUUCUCACUUGAUGUAUGACUGAACAAUACUUUCAACUGUGUUUAAUUAUUUUCUUAGCUUAGAUAGUAGUGAGUCGAAUACAUUUUAUUUUCUGAUUACUGAGUCUUAUUCUUCCUCUUGUUGUAGACUGGCUCUUCUCCACGAAAUACAAAUUCAAAA
Molecule: messenger RNA, 549 nt
Organism: Trichobilharzia regenti
Lineage: Eukaryota; Metazoa; Platyhelminthes; Trematoda; Strigeidida; Schistosomatidae
Source: the annotation of a GenBank genome assembly